AUGGUGACGAUAUCCGAAAUUACAUCUGAGAGGGCUGAUUUGAAGGAUGGGGAAGCGGUUACCACUACAAACUCAGAGGAUAGGCAAUUUCGUCCUACUCGAUGGCAGAGUAAUGUCACCAUCGCCAGCUGUUAUAUUGCAAACUUCAGUGACGGGUUUCAAAAUAGCAUUGCAAACCCGACCAAUGUCGUCUUGAAUCAUCUUCUGGGCUCUGGUAUAAAUGGCUACUCCUCUGAAAUGAAGACACGAGUAAGCAACGCGUCGACCGUAGGAGCCAUUCUUGGGGUUGUAGUUUUGGGCUAUACUUCAGAUAUGUAUUCUCGAAAGACUGGCCUACUUUUCACAUCCUCAAUAGUCGUUAUUGGGACAUUGAUGUCGACAGUUGCCCUUUCGAUACACCCAAUUCAUAAUAUGCUUUGGUAUUCUGUGAUCGCUCGUGGUAUAGCUGGCUUUGGAAUGGGAGGUGAAUAUCCUCCAAGCGCGGCUGCUGGAAUUGAAGAAACCAACGAGAGAAUGAAAAAAUAUAGGGGUCCCAUGUUUGUGUCCUUCACAACACUGAUGGCUACCACUGCUGGUCCAAUUCUACAAAUCAUUUACUUGAUCUGUCUUAUUGCAAGUGAUAACAACCUCAAGGUCACAUAUCACGCCAUCUAUUCCAUUGCAACUCUCAUUCCAUUUGGAAUCAUGAUUUUGCGUUUAUUUAUGGUAGAUUCUUCAAUGUUCUAUCGUUCCAAUUUCAGUGGCCUACACAAAUCACCACGCCUUUUCUGGCUUCUUUUGCGCCGCUACUGGUGGCGGAUGUUCACGACCUCUCUAGCAUUCUUUCUAUACGAUUUCAUCAAUUUCCCAAAUAGUAUCAUGUCAAGCUCCAUCAUUUCCUCACUUGUGCAAGACCAUGACAUUCGCAAGACCGCUAUCUGGCAGGUCAUCCUGGCCCUUCUGCCUGUACCAGGUGUCUUGAUAGGUGCCUGGCUGACUAACGUUAUUGGGAGACGUUGGACUGGAAUCUUGGGAUUUUCUGGGUACAUGAUUAUUGGUUUCAUAAUCGGAGGCUUGUAUGACAAGCUUUCCAAGCAUAUCGCAGCAUUUGUGGUCGUCUAUGGUAUCUGGCAAGCAUGCGGUCAUAUGGGCCCCGGAGCCACCAUUGGCCUCAUCUCUACUGAGUCCUUCCCUACUGCUAUGCGUGGAAUGGGAUACGCAGUUGCUACUGCUUUUGGUCGAACAGGAGCAGCAGUGGGGACAGAGUGUUUUUCUCCAUUGGAAAAUGCUGCUGGGAAGGCUUCGACCUUUUACCUCGCUGCUGGGGUUGCAGCUCUCGGUAUUUGUGUGUAUUUUCUACUUCCCGAAAGUGGCGACAUUGAUUUGGAGGAGGAGGAUCGAUUAUUUGAGAAGUAUCUGGCUGAAAAUAAUUAUAAGAUAGAAAAGAUCCAGGCUUAG
Messenger RNA from Penicillium taxi, 1437 nucleotides. RefSeq lists its product as uncharacterized. The record is from RefSeq and is a predicted model, not a curated record. The transcript is spliced from 3 exons. Gene Ontology annotation, cellular component: plasma membrane. NCBI's taxonomy places the organism in Eukaryota, Fungi, Ascomycota, Eurotiomycetes, Eurotiales, Aspergillaceae. Bases 1 to 1437 code for a protein of 478 amino acids. Gene Ontology annotation, molecular function: carboxylic acid transmembrane transporter activity. Gene Ontology annotation, biological process: carboxylic acid transport; transmembrane transport.